UACUACACGGAUUACCUGCGAUGAAUAAAGGGGUAGCACUGGUUGCUCUGAAAAAACUCCAAUACUAAAGUCAUAAAUAUAAUAUGAGGGUAAACAUAUGUAGAAGAUGAAGAAAAGUUAAGAAUUUGUUACCUAAUGUAAACUAUUUAUAGAGGUUAUUUCCUUUGAGUAAUAAGAGUCUAAUUAGUCUUGUGAAGUUUUUUCCUUUUGGAAGUCGGAGUCUCUCUCCUAUUAGGAACCUGAAUAUCUUUUCUUUUAGGAGUCUGAGUUUAUCUCUUGUUAAAAGUGUGAAUCCAUCUCCUGCUAGAAGUGUGAGUAAUCUCCCACCUAGGAGUCUAAUUCCCUUCUUGACUUUAUCUCUUGGAUAAAAUUGUGAAGCUCAAACAUCCCUUCCAAUUACCCUGCUAAUUUUCUUUGAGAUCAUCACGUGGAAAAUUAAAUAUACCAUGUUUCUUUCCACCCCGCUAGUUGUUGGUGCCAAGACUUGUGGCGAAGUCAUGAUUGCCAUGGUAGGAGGCCUUGGUUGACAUGGAGCUUCGCAGCAUAAAGCGUUUGUCGCCAUUAUGGAAGCUGGCGAGGAGUCGCUACCAUGAGAGUUGCGAGGAGAGUUGAUCACCAUUGUGGCGAGGGGCCUUGUCAAAUCAAUCCUGUAUGCUGCUUCCUUUUUUUUUUAUUGGGAUUUGUUUGCUGCUGAAAUUUUUUUUGCCUAAAGAAACUGUUUAUCCUUGAGUGUUUUUGUAACAGUAUUUUUGCACGGUUGAGAUUGCUAAAUACUUGCUUGCCCAAAGCUGUUCGUAGUGUUGCUCGCCUAGAAGAGUUUGUCCUUUUGCUCGCCUAGAAGCAUUUGUCCUCUUGCUCGCCUAUAUGUGUUUGUAUAGUUGCCCACUUAGAGGCGUCUAUAUUCUUGCUCGCCGAUAGGUAUUUGCGUUGUUGCUCACCUAAAGGUGUUUGUUUACUAAAAACAAAAUAGGUUAGUAUAAUAAAAAUUACAAAGUUGAGUUUUAAAUACGUGAGCCUUGCUUUGGCGGCGAUGGGCUUCCUGGCCAGAAGACUAACUUGGGCGUCAAGGAGUUUCCUUUUUACAUGGUACUGUGAGACUGAUAGCUCGUCAUUGGUGUUUAAUGGUUGAGCGCUCCCUGGCCGUUCCCUUUUUGCAUGGCACCGCGAGCCUAAUAGCUCGCCAUUGGUGUUUAAUGGUUGGGCAGUCCCUAAUCUUUCCCUUUUUGUACGGCACCGUGAGCCUGAUAGCUCUUCAUUGGUGUUUAAUGGUUGGGCAGUCCCUGACUUUUCCCUUUUUGCACGGCAUCGCGAGCCUGAUAGCUUGUCAUUGGUGUUUAAUGGUUAGGCGGUCCUUGACCUUUCCCUUUUUGUAAGGCACCGCGAGCCUGAUAGCUCGUAAUUGGUGUUUAAUGAUUGUGCGGUCCUUGACUUUCCCACCUUUUUACAUGGCACCACAAGUGUGAUAGCUCAUCAUUGGUGUUUAAGAAUGGCAUGGUCUACUGACUUCCGGGCCCUUUUUUACAUGGCACCACAAGUGUGAUAACUCGUCAUUGGUGUUUAAUGAUCGGGUGGUUCCUGACCUUUCUCGCCUUUUUACAGGGCAUUGCGAGACUAAUUGCUCGUCAUUAGUGUUUAAGGGUCGUUUGGUCUACUGAAAUCCGCGCCCUUUUCACGUGGCACCCUGAGUGUGAUAACUCGUCAUUGGUGUUUAAUGGUCGGGCGGUUCCUAACCUAUUACGAGGCUGAUUACUCAUCAUUAGUGUUUAAGGGUCGGGCAGUCCCUGACCUUUCCCACCUUUUUACAUGGCACCGCGAGUGUGAUAACUUGUCAUUGUUGUUUAAGGUUAGUGUGGUCUACUGACCUCCAUGCCCUUUUUUACAUGGUACCGCGAGUAUGAUAACUUGUCAUUGAUGUUUAAUGGUCAGGCAAUCUCUAACCUUUCCCGCCUUUUUAAAUGGUGUAGACCUUGAUCGCCAUCAGAUGUUCCAGAAAUAUGCAAAAAGAGUCUCAGCACUAAAACAAUAAAUCAUAUAGAAAAUAAAAAGUUUGCUAUCAUGGGUAGGGUUUCUCCAAGUGCUCUGUAUUCCCAGGACGAGAAGGCUGCUCACCAUAUGUUUCUCCUAUCCAGUCGUCGGUCGGGAAACUUCAUCUGAUUUCACCUCAGGAUGCCCUGUCCCUAUCAUCAUUUGAAGGUGUUCCAUCUCUGUUGCUACAAUGAGAAUCUUGCCACCUAUCUGGGUUGUCCUCUCUUUGCUGGUUGUGUUCUCAUUUGUACUGUCGCUUAGGCUUCGAGCGUUCUGCAAUCAUUCACUCUAAUUCUCUUGUGCCCGCCAGUUCAAUGACCAUUUUCUUCAUGGUCAUGCAGUCUUUUGUCCAAUGCGAAAUAGUCUAAUGGUAUCUGCAAUAAUGAUUGCCUACUCUAGACUGGCGGUACUCUCUGUCCAGAUCCUCCCUUUCUUGUACAUUUAGAUUAUUGUAAAUCAAUAUUUUGUUGUGCUCUAGUCACCUUUCUUGCCUUCUGUCCCGAUGACCCAAUGUAAGUUUCUUGUCACCUGGAUUGGUUUUACAUUUUGCCCUUUGCUCAUCUCUUCUAGGGUCUACAAGGGCUUGUAGUGUAUAGUCAAUAUUUACAAAGUCAUCUGCCCUGUCCAUGAACUCCCUCAGCAUAGAUAGGGUCCUCCUGACUAGCUCUACCAUAAAAGGACUGCGUGGCCAAAUUCCACCCAAGAGAGCUGCCAGAGUGAUCUUCUCGUCUUGAUCUUCAGUUGUCAAUCUAUCUUCAUUAAAAUGAGUGAGGUAUGUCUUCAGAUUCUUCUCUUUUCUCUGCUUAACUGUCAAAAGGUAUGCCGCUAGGCACCUUUGCCUUCUACUUGGCAUAAAUUGUGUUAAGAACUGCUUGGCUAGGUCCUCGAAGCUGUUGAUUGAUCAUGGUGGGAGAGUUCCAAAUCACACCGUUCCCUUUAGUGUCAAGGGAAAAGCUCGGCAGGUGAUUUCUCCAAGGAAGCCGUGGAGUGUGAUAUGCACCUUAAAGUUCUCCAAGUGUUCCACCAGGUCGUUGGACCCAUCGUAUAUGUCAAUCUAGGAAACCUUGAAUUUAGGCGGGAGGGGCACUGCCAUAACUUUGUCACUGUAGGGGAGGUCUAUACGGUUCAACAGUUGUUCUAUCGAGAAACAUCCUCCCAUCUUCCUCGCCAUCUCUUCAUAUUUGUCAACAAGACUUUUUAGCUCCCCGUGCAAUUUCUUCUUUUCCAGUUCCUCAGUAUUGACCCCGCCCGCACUAUGGGCAUCCUCUUCUGUUUGUCCAUCAACUAGCAGCAUAGCAACAUGCUUUCGUCUUAACUCCUCAUUUUUUUCUGCAGUUGCUCUACUAGAUCUAUCCCAUUCUUCAGUUUUUCUUCUAUAUCUGCCCUCCUCUCCUCCAUCUCUAUUGUGUUUGCUUAUCGAUCUCUGGUUGCUUGUGAUCGCAUAACUGUAGUGAAAAGCACUCUAGUCACAGAAAAUAUAGAUCCCACAGAUGGCGCCACUGUUAAGGAUGUGUUUCACCGCCACCUACCACCCGGUCACCUGCUACAAAUAAAGGGACUGCACUGGUUGUCUUGAGGAAACUCCAAUGCCGAAGUCAUAAAUAUAAUAUGAGGGUAAACGUAUAUUGAAGAUGAAACAAAGUUAAGAAUUUGUUAGCUCUUGUAAGCUAUUUACAGAGGUUAUUUGCUUGGAGUAAUAUGAGUCUAAUUAGCCUUGUGAAGUCUUUUCCUUUUAGAAGUUGGGGUCUCUUUCUUAUUAGGAACCUGAAUCUCUUUCCUCUUAGGAGUCCGAGUUUAUCUCCUGUUAAGAGUGUGAAUCCAUCUCCUGCUAGAAGUGUGAGUCAUCUCUCUCCUUGGAGUCUGAUUCCUUGCUUGAUCUUAUCUCUUAACUAAAUUUGUGAGGGCUCAAACAUCCCUUCCAUCAUCUAUCUUUCAGAUGCGGAUAUGAUUCAUAUUCUUUUUCCGCAUGCAUGCACGUUAGAAAAGGGGAUCUUUGACUGCUUCAAAUCACAAACUUAACGUCUUUUGCAAUAUUCGACUGCCAAUCAUGUAUAUAAUAUAUAUGCUUUUAUAUAUGUUGAUUAGGCAGAUUGAGAUUGCAUGUCAAUCUGUUAAAAAGCUAGCUAUUGUUAGCGUGUCAAUGUGGCUAGAUAUAUUAUAUAUAGCAAGAUUCUUGAUAAUAUAUACGUGAAACUUUAUAUAUUUUAAGAUGCUACAAAUAAAAUAUGUUGCUGUUCAUGGGUCUUAGUUCAAAACCCUAGCCGAACUCGCUUCUAAUUGAUGAUCACAGAAGAUCAGAUAAACUAGUCCAUCAUCAUCCAUGCAUUAAGGAAAAAGGCCGAAUGUGAUUCUCCACCUUUUCCCCUAACCCUAAGUGGACGGAUCAUGCCGCCAAGAUACUGCUAAAAAAAAAAGGGAUUCGACUGGCUGUUAGGCUGUAUUUAAUUAGCUACGUACAAGAUCAUCGAUAUCGAUCCUAGGUAGCUUGUCAGUAAUUAAAUUGGGUAUAGCAAGCAAGCUAGAAUAGCUGUGCGCAUGCAAGUCCAAAUAAUAAUGGCAGGUAGAAGAUCAAGAGUAGAAAAGUGUAAUUUGUGUGGAACUCAACAAUGGGUGCCGUACGAGACUCAAAUCUUUAAGUGUGGAAAGUGCCGAGCCAUCAUUCAGCUUCCAAAAAACGAUAAGGACCAUUGGCUUAAAGUCCAUGACUCAGUUUACCCCGGACUUCGGUUCAGAAAUGUCGUGGAAACAGCGAUCAGUGCAGGGAGGAAGCGAGCAGUGCUAUGUGGAGUGACAUAUAAAAACAGCAAAUGGCAGCUCAAAGGAAGUGUGAAUGAUGUGAAGUGCAUGCAAUACUUACUGGCUGAGAAGUUUAGUUUCCCCAAGGAUUCCAUACUCAUCCUCACAGAGGAAGAGAAGGACCCAGUUAGGAUCCCAACGAUAAAAAACAUCCGAAUGGCCAUGAGAUGGUUGGUCGAGGGGGUUCAGAGAGGUGACUCGUUGGUGUUCUACUUCUCUGGCCAUGGCUCAAAUGUGCCUGACUUUUGCAAUGAUGAGGUAGACGGGUUUAACGAAACAUUGUGUCCUGUUGAUUACCGAACCGCUGGGAUGAUUAUUGAUGAUGAAAUCAAUGCCACCAUCGUUCGGCCACUACCCAAAGGUGCCUACCUUCACGCCAUUGUGGAUGCCUGCCACAGUGGCACUAUACUUGACCUACAACAUGUGUACAGGCCGUCACAAGAUAGCAGCAGGGAAGGAAGAGACGGGGAAUGGGAAUAUCAAGAAUGUAGGUCAGGUGUAUAUAAAGGCACCAGCGGUGGGCUGGCUAUCUCCAUCAGUGCCUGUGGUGAUUCGCAGACCUCUGUGGACACGACUGCUUUCACAGGGAACGUUCCGACAGGUGCCUUGACUUAUAGCCUCAUCCAAGCCGUUGAAAAAGAAUCCAGAAUAACCUAUGGUCGCUUGAUUCAUUCCAUGCGCAAUGCAAUUCGUGAGGCUAGAAAGGGAAUGCAUCAAAAUGCAGGCUCAACAAUUUCACCUUUCGUCAAUAAAUUACGCCCUCCGUUUUCACAGGAACCCCAGUUGUCGUCAUCAGAGAGGUUUGACGUUUCUAAGAAGGAGUUUGUACUAUAAUAUCAUUACUCUACUAUGAUAUAAAAGUCAUGACAUAUUAUUUCACAAUAUGUGUUUGUGAAAUAUAUUGUAAAAUGUACUAAUUAAUAUUGCCCCUAACUUCUCGCUGAAAA
Molecule: messenger RNA, 5768 nt
Organism: Carya illinoinensis
Lineage: Eukaryota; Viridiplantae; Streptophyta; Magnoliopsida; Fagales; Juglandaceae
Product: metacaspase-1-like
Exons: 5
Coding region: 4561-5655 (364 amino acids)
Biological process (GO): proteolysis
Molecular function (GO): cysteine-type endopeptidase activity
Source: RefSeq, a predicted model, not a curated record